UUGUUGCAUUUGCGACCCUAAAGAGAUAGAUCAAAACAAUUUCAAUAUCAAUAGCCAAAGCUCUGAUCAGAGCACUGCUCACAAAAUGAUGGAUAAUGAUCAUACUAUUCCUACCGAAGGGAUAUCUUUGUGCACUGCUCAGACUUAGAACAAGAUGAUCUAGGCAGAUUGAGAUGAGAAGUGACAAUAGAAGAACUAUCGAUGUAACCUCUGCAAUGCAGAAGCAGACAGAGUUUGAGUAUUCUGACAAAUUCGACAAAGAGACUGAUGAUAAGCCAAAAGAGAGACUACCAGAGCAAGUACUAGAAGGCGGUUGAAAAUACAACGGAGAAUGGGCAGAAGGGAAGAUGCAUGGAAGAGGAACCAUGACUUGGCCAGACGGUUCUAGAUAUGACGGUUAUUGGAGGAACGGUAAACCUAGCAUCUGAGGAAGAGUCAUCCAUGCAAAUGGAGAUGUCUACAAAGGAGCCAUACUUCUUGACAAAGCUAAUGGCUAUGGCGACUUUUACCAACUUGAAGGAGCAGAGUACUCAGGGUCCUGGAAAGACAAUCUUCAGCAUGGUAAAGGUCAAGAAUCUUGGCCAAAUGGCGUCCAAUAUAUUGGUGAUUUUAAUAAUGGCUUGAAAGAAGGCAUAGGCAAAUUUAUUUUUGCUGAUGGAGCUGAAUAUCAUGGCCAACUUUACAAUAAUGAUAUUCAUGGCAAAGGCACUUAUAAAUGGCCAGAUGGCAGAAUUUAUGAAGGUGAUUGGAUAAAAGGAAAAAUGCAUGGUAAAGGAGUCUUUACAUGGAAAAAUAACAGAAGGUAUGAAGGACAAUACAUAAACAACCUCAAGAACGGUUUAGGAACUUUUAGUUGGCCAGAUGGAAGGAUUUAUAUAGGCCAAUGGAAGGAUGGAAAGCAAGAUGGUUACGGGAAAUUCUACCAGCCAGAAGGAUUAAAAAUCCAGGAACAAAAGAACGAAGAAUUCACUCCUAAACUGCUCAAUAAGUAUUCUCUUAAAAAGCAAAAUUCCAAUUCCUUCCAUGGAACAGUUAGCGAAAAUAUCGAUGAUAACUUCCAAUAUGGCAAAUGGAAGGAUGGAAUACGCGAAAGAUGGUGAACAAGAGAAGAAGCUCUUGAAGGAGGAUUCUCUUAAGCCUUUUCUUCUCUUUAUUUAACGGAUACUUAUAUGUCUUUGAACCAUAAUAUAAUUUUA
Messenger RNA from Moneuplotes crassus, 1196 nucleotides. NCBI's taxonomy places the organism in Eukaryota, Ciliophora, Spirotrichea, Euplotida, Euplotidae. The record is from the annotation of a GenBank genome assembly.